UUUGACCUCAUGUUCUUUUCUGAAGGCUUAGUAAACUCUGAAAAGUAUUCUGCCUUGUGAAGUUCUGUUUCUGCUGUUGGCAUCUCCUUCACUGCUGGGUGUGAGUGAGCGUUGUAAGUUGUACUACUUGUUAAUCAGAGUAAUCCAUUUUACAAUACCAUUCCUUUUGGUAUUAAUCUGAUAUGCAAAUUAUCUUUUCCCCACAGUUUUGUUUUGUGUCACAGGCCGCGGUUUUGCAUCAUUUCUCUCGAUCCAGACAAGGACAGCUAAAACUAGUCAAAGUUCCAAGUUGAGAUUCACAAACACGGACACCGUGGACAAGAUCUGGUCGCCAACUCGCCAUACUGGAACCUUCCCCCUCCUCAGCAGGCAGCAGCAGCUCCUUCAAAUUCCCCAGUCAAAGCUGCGGCCGCCAUCCUCACUUGCCUCUCCUCAGCCCGCACGAGCACGAAACAUCGCGCCCUAGUAAGCUAAGCAGCAGGCUGAUUCCCCACGAAAAGCUCCGACUUUGACCGCCGGCGAGCCAUGUCCGCCGCGCCGGAUGAGUUCCUGGCACAGGGGACCUACCUCGCCGCCCCCGAGCCCUUCUCCCCCUCCAUCUUCCUCGACCUGCCCCCGACGCCACGCCCCAACGGCGACGACCCGACCUCCGACGACCCAGCCUCCUCCGACGAUCUCGUCCUCCCCUUCAUCUCGCGGAUGCUCAUGGAGGAGGACAUCGACGACAAGUUCUUCUACCAGUUCCCCGACCACCCCGCGCUCCUCAGCGCCCAGCAGCCGUACGCACAGAUCCUCUCCGACGCCACCGCCUCCUCCUCCUCCGACUCCGCCACCGCCAUCAGCUCAGGGACCGUCGGGAACUCCACCCUCUCGUCCUCCUCCCUUGCCGCCGCAUCUGCCGAACCCACCUGGCCCUACGACCCAAUCGAACUCUCCCAGCUGCUGCGCUCUCCUCCGUACCCGGACAUGGGGGUGGGGCUCGAUGAUUUCACCACCGAAGAGGUCAACGCCGUCUUCUUGCCGGGACAAGACGCCGCGUUCCAGCCGAGUCCGGCGUUCUUUGUUACCGGCGGUAGCGGCCAACGGCUGAGCGCUUCCCUCACCGCCCAGAACGUUGGCGGUGUUGGAGCUCAACAGCAGCGUGUUUCCCUCGUUGCCCAGGACGCCGGUGAUAGCGUGGCCAUCCAGAGGUCGGCGUUCUUGAAUGGCGCGGAGGAGACGAAGACAGAGGCCACCACCUUGCCUGCUGGUGAUGGUGACCAUGCCGCGCUGUUGUCGGCCUUCUUGGGUGCGCAGAAUGGGGAAAACAUGGACAUGCUCAACGUGGCCUUCCUCAAAGGCAUGGAAGAGGCCAAGAAGUUCUUGCCCACCAAUAAUAGCCUUCUUGUCGACCUUGACGACACCUAUGGCCAAUCCUUGCCUACAGACAGAGACACCAAGCCGUGCACUGCCUUUGCUGCUACCCAAGUGAAGGAGGAGGAGGUGGUGGUGGAUGUAAUAUCAAUGUUUGGAGGAAGUAGCAAUGGCAGGGGCCGGAAGAACAGUCACACCCAAGAGGACUUGGAGUCGGAGAUGGGCAGAAACAGCAAGCUGAUGAUGCCUGAACAAGAAGAAACUGGUGCUAGUGAGCUAUUCGACGAAUUAAUGUCCUGCAAAUAUGAUGGAUUCUUGAAACACAUGCAGGAUCUGCGCAUCGCCAUGGAUAGCGAGUCUGAGAAGAGUGUGAGGAGGGUGAGUGGGAAGGGGGCACGAGGGAAGCAGCAUGGGAAUGAGUUUGUUGACCUGCACACCAUGCUUAUCCAUUGCGCACAGGCAAUGGCCACCGGUGAUCGCCGAAGUGCAACCGAGAUGCUGAAACAGAUCAAGCAGCACUCCUCUCUCAGAGGGGAUGCCACACAGAGGUUGGCCUAUUGUUUUGCAGAAGGACUGGAGGUGCGACUUGCUGGCACAGGGAGCCAGGUGUACCAGUCCCUCAUGGCAAAACGCACAUCCGUUGUGGAGUUCCUCAAGGCAUACAAGCUAUUUUUGGCGGCCAUCAGCCUCAAUAAGGUGCAUAUCAUCUUCUCCAAUGGGAACAUCGUGGAUGCCGUGGCAGGGAGGAGCAAGUUGCACAUUGUAGCAUAUGGUGUACAGUAUGGUUUACAGUGGCCAGGCUUGCUACAUUUCCUGGCAGGUAGAGAAGGUGGGCCUCCAGAGGUGAGAUUCACCGGCAUUGACCUUCCACAGCCAGGGUUCCGCCCAGCCUACCAGAUUGAAGAAACAGGCCGCCGGCUUAGCAACUGUGCCCGUGAAUUCGGUGUGCCAUUCAAGUUCCAUGCUAUAGCAGCAAAGUGGGAGAUGGUCUCUGCCGAGGACCUGAACAUUGAUCCAGAUGAGGUGCUUGUUGUGAACAGCGAUUGCCACUUGAGCAACUUGAUGGAUGAGGGUGUUGACGCUGACACCCCAAGCCCCCGAGAUUUGGUGCUCAACAACAUUCGGAAGAUGCGACCCAAUAUUUUCAUCCAGAUUGUCAAUAGUGGCACAUAUGGUGCUCCAUUCUUCCUCACACGGUUCCGGGAGGCACUGUUCUACUACUCAGCACUAUUUGACAUGCUGGAUGCAACCAUUCCCCGGGAUAAUGAUGAACGGCUGCUGAUCGAGCGGGAUAUUGUUGGGCGAUCUGCCCUGAAUGUUAUUGCUUGUGAGGGUGCAGACAGGUUGGAUCGCCCUGAGACUUAUAAGCAAUGGCAGGUGCGGAACCACCGGGCUGGGCUCAAGCAGCUACCGUUGAAUCCAGAGGUUGUAAAGCUUGCCAGGGAUAAGGUCAAGAAAUAUUACCACAAAGACUUUCUCAUCGAUGAGGAUCGCCAAUGGUUGUUGCAGGGAUGGAAAGGGCGGGUCCUCUUUGCCAUGUCAACUUGGGUUGCUGAGGAUAAUAACUCCACCUUUUAGCUGCUUCACUUUGUCUUGUUUUGGAUUAUGAGUGAUAUUGAUGUUUGAUGGAUGGUCUGUGUCUUUAUUUUACCACCAAACUACGACCCAGCAUCUGUGGCCCGCUGGACUUCUGUUUCUAGAGGGUUUUAGUGCUGAAACUUUGUAAGCUAGUAGAAAAAUAAGUAGAUGCUUAGAGGUACAUAGGAUGCUGAUAUAUUUCUGGAUAUGUUGCAGAAUUGUGAUGUGUACAUCAUCUGUAACUGAUAAAAGCAAUUUUAUUGAUUACUUAAUCGACCUUUUAUCCGUC
This is a messenger RNA of Zea mays, 3220 nucleotides long. RefSeq lists its product as uncharacterized. The transcript has a single exon. NCBI's taxonomy places the organism in Eukaryota, Viridiplantae, Streptophyta, Magnoliopsida, Poales, Poaceae. The record is from RefSeq and is a predicted model, not a curated record. Bases 526 to 2931 code for a protein of 801 amino acids.